This is a messenger RNA of Amoebophrya sp. A25, 1912 nucleotides long. The record is from the annotation of a GenBank genome assembly. NCBI's taxonomy places the organism in Eukaryota, Dinophyceae, Syndiniales, Amoebophryaceae.
GAAAAUGAAAAUGGAGGUGGGAUGAUGAGCUUGUUUUCUGGCAGUGGAAUGAAGAUGUCCUCUCUCUUUGGGGGUCAAGAGGAAGAAGGUGGAGAUGAUAACGGCGAAGGAGAUGACAAGGACAAUGAUGGAGAAGACGAGGUUGAGGAUGACGGAGGUUCUGGGGACGAGGAUUCCAAGGAUUCCUCUUCUAUGAUGUCUCUAGGAGAAGGCACUUUUUGUCCAGAUACCUUGAUCGAGAAUUUGCAUCCCCGUAACGCUGACGACAUCCCGAAGAAAUUUCUCGCGGAGGAAGAGCAAGAAGGAAUUGUUGAAGAGGAGGGGCAAGAGGGUGCAGAAGUACUAGAGGGGGACAAUGUUGAGACAUCGAUGGCCUCACUUGCAUCAGUCUUGAUGAGCAAGAGUGAGAUCAAAAAAGCAGCAACGGGAUUACUAGACAAGGACGACUGCUCGGGAGAUGCUUCGGUAAGGACAGCUGCCUCAUCGACAAAGUCAACAACGUCAGGGUCAGGUGGAUCUCCCGAAGGAAGCAAAAGUUCGCCUGAAAACACGAAGAAAACAAGACCUUCUGCUGGUUCUGCAGAGAACAGCGACCACGACGAAGAGGAGCAGGAAGAAGAAGAUUCGGAUGAUGAAGCUGAGAUUGCAAAUCGUAUCAGACGGGAAGUGACGGACAUUCUAGAAGCAAAGUUUCCAGAUAAGUCCGAUCGAAUGCUACUCCGUGCGCGUACCCGUUAUAACGCCCUUGGUUUCUACACGAGCAAUGAGCAGUUUUGCUACCCUUUGACUUACCAGAAGUUCCAAGGAACCGGUUUGUACUUCCUAGCUAGUGGCUUCAACCACAGCUGCGAGCCGAACGUGAGUCGCUAUUCCUGUGGUGAUGUGAUGAUAUUGGUGACGAACAAGGCAGUGAAGAAAGGACAACAACUGUGCAUCUCGUACGUGGAGAACGAGAUCUUAUCCGAAGCCAAGAAAAUCCGAGACGGCACAUUGGAUCGUGAUUUCAUAUGUGCUUGUGACAGAUGUGAGCGAGAAAAAUCGGCACACGAAACCUCUAGUACUCGUUCCAAAGCUCAAGACGCAGAAAAGAAGCAAGAGACUUGGGCAGCCGUAGAUGCACAAUUACAAGCCGAACUCGCACUGAUGCCUCCAAUGGAAUCCUUGGCCUUGAUCGAUGAGUAUCUAGACAGUGACCACAAGUUGCUGGCCAAGGACAAGCAGGAAUUGCGCAGCACUAAGGGAAUGACUCUGUGUCGUUUGGGAAGGUUUAGAGAAGCUAUUGAGACUUUCAGUGGAUGCGCAAAGUGGCAGGCGGAAAACACUGGAGAAUUCGAUGAGAGUUUGGUAACGUACCAUUUGCUCCGACUAGUAUGCGUGUUGGCGAUGCAGUGCAAAGGGCAGACUAGUACCACUCCCAAAGCCUCCACAGAGUCAGAACCUGACAAGAAAAAACAGAAAAAAAGUACUACAUCAUCUUCAUCGACUAACGAAACUAGCGAAUCUGCCACGACUACUACUUCUAUCAAGAACGAAGCCUUAGAAUCCGCAGUCAAAGUUCACGGUGUCCUCACUGGAGUGCAAGGAAUCGCUUUUUUGAGACAGCGAUAUAAGCGAGAACUGGAGGAAUACCUAAGGUGGACCAAUGCAGCACUGAAUAAGAACCAAAGACAAGAACUUCAAGAGGUUUUGAAGACUACUAUGGCUGAAGCUGUAGAGACGAAACUGUAGAGUGACGAUUGAAUGUGUCAUACGAGCAAUGCGACGCAAAACCUCCAAAUGUCUUCCUACGCGAACCCCAUCUCGAUGUGUAAUGACCCAAGCCCGCACGGAUGCUGUCAAUGAACACGACUCUAUCUGAUUUCCCCAGUAUUAUUGGUUUGCAUGAUACGAAGAGAUGCGUGCCUCAUCAACG